Molecule: messenger RNA, 922 nt
Organism: Phodopus roborovskii (desert hamster)
Lineage: Eukaryota; Metazoa; Chordata; Mammalia; Rodentia; Cricetidae
Product: 14-3-3 protein epsilon
Exons: 1
Coding region: 89-859 (256 amino acids)
Biological process (GO): signal transduction
Cellular component (GO): cytoplasm
Source: RefSeq, a predicted model, not a curated record
ACUGCUCGGACGCGGAGCGAGAAGCCGAGAGUCGGAGACGCUAUCCACUUCCAUCCAUCGCGCAGAACCUGCCGGAGCCGCUGCCGCUAUGGAUGAUCGGGAGGAUCUGGUGUACCAGGCGAAGCUGGCAGAGCAGGCCGAGCGAUACGACGAAAUGGUGGAAUCAAUGAAGAAAGUGGCUGGCAUGGACGUGGAGCUGACAGUUGAAGAGCGAAACCUUUUAUCUGUUGCUUAUAAAAAUGUGAUUGGAGCCAGAAGAGCAUCCUGGAGAAUAAUCAGCAGCAUUGAACAGAAGGAAGAAAACAAGGGAGGAGAGGACAAACUAAAGAUGAUUCGGGAGUACUGGCAAAUGGUUGAAACUGAGCUCAAGUCAAUCUGUUGUGACAUUCUGGAUGUACUGGACAAACACCUCAUUCCAGCAGCUAACACUGGCGAGUCCAAGGUUUUCUAUUAUAAAAUGAAAGGGGACUACCACAGGUAUCUGGCUGAAUUUGCUAGAGGAAACGACAGGAAGGAGGCCGCAGAAAACAGCCUCAUGGCUUACAAAGCUGCUAGUGACAUUGCGAUGACAGAACUUCCUCCAACGCACCCCAUUCGUUUAGGCCUUGCUCUCAACUUUUCCGUAUUCUACUAUGAAAUUCUUAAUUCCCCUGACCGUGCCUGCAGGUUGGCAAAAGCAGCUUUUGAUGAUGCAAUUGCAGAACUGGACACGCUGAGUGAAGAAAGCUAUAAGGACUCUACACUUAUCAUGCAGCUGCUACGUGAUAACCUGACGCUCCUCUGGACCUCAGACAUGCAGGGCAAUGGUGAAGAGCAGAAUAAAGAAGCGCUGCAGGAUGUGGAAGAUGAAAAUCAGUGAGACAUAAUAAAGCCAACAAGAGAACACAUCUCUGACCACCCUCCCUCCCCACCCUCCCCCUGG